AGGGUGCCCUGUGUGGCUUGGUUGCUAGGCGGAAGUAGAGUGGCGGAGGCAGCGGUUUGGUUUAAAGCGCGUCCGAGGCGGCAAAGGGCUGUGGGUGGCGGCACCGCGAGCGGAGCUGGGCGCGGCGGAUCUCGCUCUCCGGUGGCAGCAGCUUUCUGCUCUGUCCCCACAGAGGUUGGAAACGCUGCAUGUGGGGACCCCCCGCCAGGGCCCGAGACUCCCUUCUCCGUAACCGGACUCAGCUCAGACCGGAACAUCGCUCGCCCCGGCCUCAGAUCCCGACCCCCACUCACCCCGCAGGCUGCCAGCCUUAGCCCGGAUCCCCGAUUUCACAUACAGCCCCAAAGCAGAAAUGGUCUCCAGAUCCGACCAACUGCUCAUCGUUGUCUCCAUCCUGGAAGGACGCCAUUUCCCCAGACGUGCAAAGCAUAUGCUUGUGGUAGAAGCAAAGUUUGAUGGUGAACAGCUAGCUACGGAUCCCGUGGAUCAUGCAGACCAGCCAGAGUUUGCCACUGAAUUGGCUUGGGAACUUGAUAGGAAAGCACUUCACCAGCACAGGCUACAGCGUACGCCUAUCAAACUCCAGUGUUUUGCUUUGGAUCCUAGAUCUUCAACUAAGGAGAAUAUAGGCUAUAUUGUACUCGAUUUAAGAGCUGCUCAAGAAAAGAAACAAGCACCAAAAUGGUAUCCUUUGCUCAGCAACAAAUAUAUUAAAUUUAAAUCUGAGAUACAGAUAAGUAUAGUGCUGGAAACUGAUACAAAAACACCAGUGGAUGGCUUUAAAGCAAAAGAAGCGCCUCCAAGAGAAGGGAAAGUGCCUGCUCUGCUUUCUGGGCUAGAUCCUAAAAACAUUGUAGCAGUCCUGAAUGAGGAAGAAGGCUAUCAUCAAAUUGGACCAGCAGAAUAUUGCAGAGAAUACUUUGUUUUGUCUGUGACUAUAGCAUUUGCCACACAAUUGGAACAGUUAAUUCCUAGUACAAUGAAACUUCCAGAACGACAGCCUGAGUUUUUCUUUUACUAUUCGUUACUGGGAAAUGAUGUAACAAAUGAACCCUUCACUGAUUUAAUCAAUCCAAACUUUGAGCCAGAGAGAGCAUCAGUUCGAAUACGCAGUACUGUUGAAGUCCUUCAAGUUUAUUUUUCUGCACAGCCAAAAAUACAGAUCCAUCUUUGCUGUGGGGACCAGUCUCUUGGAAGCACUGAAAUACCACUAACUGGCUUGCUGAAGAAAGGAAAUGUGGAGAUUGAUCAGCAACCUGUGGCAGUUGAAGGGGCAUUCAACCUUGUUCCACCAAAUAGAGCCAAGCAAAAGUUGCCACCAUUGGCCUUAGAUAUGGCUCCUACUGUUGGGGUAUCAGUAACCCUACAAAAGGAAGGCAUAAAUACCCAGUCUUUGCUCCACUUAGACCUUCAAACUGAGCCAGAACACUCGCAGAAAAGAGUUUUGUCUCCCACAUGGGAUAAAACAAAGAGCCCAGAGCAAAGAUCUCACAGUGCUCCUUCUGCCCCACUUCAGAAUGGCCAUUCUCCUCCCACAAAAGAUGAAGCAACAGAGAGCGAAGUAGAAAGUCUUCAAUAUGACAGGGGCACAAAACUAAACAAAAAAGAGCUGGUGGUUGAAUCUUGCAAAGAAGUUAACAACCAAGAGUCUGAAGAGCUAGCAGUUUUCAAAUCUCAGAGCAGAGCAAAGUCGCCUUUACAGUCAGAGCUGCAAAAUUCAUCCUUGAAUGCUCUGGCACCUGUUUCCCAGUCCCACCCUGGUGCUGCGUCCGGUGCUGAGUCUACUUCGGGGCAAAAAAUUGCAGUUCCAGCAGCAUCGCAUCAUUUUUGCUUUUCAAUAGAUUUACGGAGUAUUCACAAUCUUGAGGUUGGGUUUCCAGUCAAUUGCAUUUUAAGGUACUCAUAUCCAUUUUUUGGUAGUGCGGCACCUAUUAUGACAAACCCUCCUAUAGAAGUGAGAAAAAACAUGGAAGUUUUUCUACCUCAGUCCUAUUGUGCAUUUGAUUUUGCAACUAUGUCUCAUCAGCUACAAGACACCUUCUUCAGGUUACCACUGCUGGUUGAAUUGUGGCACAAAGAUAAAAUGACUAAAGACAUACUUCUGGGAGUUGCCAGGCUGCAGCUUUCAAAUGUUUUGGGCUUGGAAAAAACCCGAUUCUUGGGUACUAAUGGUGAACAGUGUUGGCGUCAGACCUGUAGUGAAACAGUUGGUGUUAUGGCAGCACAAGGGGCAAACAAUAGGAUAGCAGAACUUUCUUACACUGUGACUCUGGAAGAUUAUGGGCUUGUGAAAAUGCAUGAAGUUCUGGUAUCAGAUUCUUCUCAGUGUUCAGGUGCUGGGCAGCAGCAGGUCCCUCCACCUCAGCCUCAUCAUGUCCCAGAAACUGAGCCAGAGCCACGAGAAACUCUUGAAUACAAAGCAGCUCUUGAGUUAGAAAUGUGGAAGGAAAUGCAAGAGGACAUCUUUGAGAACCAGCUAAAAAAGAAGGAGUUGGCUCACAUGCAGGCACUUGCAGAGGAGUGGAAAAAAAGGGAUAAAGAAAGAGAAGCAUUAGUAAAGAAAAAGGUAGCGGAAUAUACAAAUUUGGAAGAGCAACUUCAGAAAACCUUGACAGAUUUAGAGAAGCGUGAACGACAGCUUGUCAGUGCAGAAUCAGAGCUCCAAAGAGUAAAGAGAGAGUUACAAGCACAGCAUGAGCGGAACUUUCAAGAACUGCAGGAUUCUGUGCGGCGAGUCAAAGAAGAAUGUGCACAUCAAGUUGAACUGGAGAGGUCAAAGAUCAAACAGCUGGAAGAGGACAAGGUCCGCCUGCAACAGCAUUUUUAUGAAGCAGAAAACAAGUAUAAGAUUUUGGAAAAGGAGUUCCAGCAGUACAAGGAACAGCAAUGCAGCAAACCAGAAAUCCGGUUACAAUCAGAAAUUAAUCUUCUCACUUUAGAAAAGGUUGAACUUGAAAGAAAGUUGGAAUCAGCUACCAAAUCAAAGCUGCACUACAAGCAACAGUGGGCAAGGGCUCUGAAAGAACUUGCAAGACUAAAACAGCGUGAGCAAGAGAAUGCUAUGGCUCGCCUUAAAAAGCAGCAACAAGAGCUGGAACACAUGAGACUGCGCUAUUUGGCAGCAGAGGAGAAGGAAAUGGGGAAAACAGAGCGAAAAGAGCUGGAGGAUAUUAGAAAUGAACUGAACAGGCUAAAGCAACAAGAAGACAAAAAGCAAUCACAAGAUUCCAGAGAUAUUUCAGUUGAGCAAGUGGGUAGUCUUCAUACUAGACAAUUAAAUGAAAGCUUGGAUGAUUAUCUCACUCGCCUGAUAGAAGAGAGAGAUACGUUGUUGAGAACAGGUGUGUAUAACCAUGAAGACCAUAUAGUAAGUGAACUGGAUCGCCAAAUCAGAGAGGCUCUUGCAAAAAGAAGCAGCAGCAAAUAAUAUAUUUGGAAAAUAUUUUUGUAAGUUAAGUCAGAUACCUUAUGUUUUAGCAUACUAGGAUGAUUAAUUUUACAAACUAAGGCCCUGAUCCUGAAGAGGCUUAGGCACAUGAUAUAUUUUACGCACUUAGGAGACCUUUUGAAGUCCAAUGUAAAUGUUCACGGGAUGUGAAGUUAAGCAGAUGUGUAAGUUUAUGCAGGAUCAGAGCAUAAGGUGUUUUUUGUUUUUGUGUUUUUAACACAUUUUUAUGUUAAAAUAUAUUUAUAUGUAAAUAUACUUACAUAUAUUUUGGAUUUUCUGUUUAAAUAUUUUCUACCUUUCCCCAUCCCCUGGCUGGAUUUAUUUAUAAUAACACUUUUAAAAAUAUCUAUUCUACGCUCCUCUUCAGUAUUUAUCAUAACUUGUUUUAUAGAUUUCUUUCAAAAUAGGUUUUUCAAUAAAAUUGUAUUAGUAAAAAGUGACUGCAGUAAUUCCCAGUGAUAUGAGUUUUGUUAAUUCUUAGCCAAAACAAGUGCUGCACUUCUACAAAUGUCAUAUCCUGUUACAUUUGCAAAUAUGUUUAGUGUAUUUUAAUUUGUAAACUAUUUCUGUGACCACAGUUAAAAUUAUUUUACCAUAAAUUCUGUAGCUCACCAUUCUUUUAGCAGAACACCUUUUUUAAACUUGUACUCAUUGUAGAUGACAUAGUUUUGAAGAUAAAACCAGAGGUAUAAUUUACCAAACUGAAACUGCACAAAUUAUUAGGUAACUCCAAGUCUGAUCUUGUAACCAUUCUUAGCAUGGAAAUCUCUUUGCUAUUGAUGAGAGUUUUGCAUACAAAGGUAAAACAGUUAUUAGUUGCUUAUGAGGCAGUUAAGGUCCUAAUUCAGAAAAACACUUGGGCAUGUGCUUUAAGUCCAUCCUUAUUCAGGAAAACACUAGUUCUUUGUAAGCACACGUUUAAAUGUAAAUACGUGCUUAAUGCCAAUACAAUUAUAAUUAGUGCUUUUGUAAACAAAGAUGCUUUCCUGAAUGAAAGUCUAAAUGGCAGUGGCUACAGAGUUUUUUUUCAAUCAUCUAUGGUUUUCAGUUUUAAAUUUUUAUGUGAAAUUGAGAUAUAAAGAAGCUUAAAAAAAUGAAACGUUAUACAGUAUUUGUUAAUUGCCAUAAGAGAAGAGCACAAAGAAUAGGGUGUUUUUAUUUUUUUCUGACUGCCAAAGUUGAAUAAGGAUCAUUCUGCAUUAUAAACCCUUUACUCUGUUUUGGCACAAUUAAAAUUCGUAGUGUGGGCAGGGUUGAAAGCUUAGACUUAAUCUCUUCUCCCAUCAACGAAUGCUGGGGUUUUGAUAUAUCACCUACUAGCACAAAUGUUAGUGACUGGUGCAAAUCUCAUAGUACUGAAAACAAACCCUAACAAUUCAGUUUCACUUCAAACAUGAAUGAAGACAAUUAAUACAGAGAACUUAAUUUUUUUAUUUAAAAUAAUCACUGGACUUUUUUAUGGUGUCCCAGUCAUGUAAGUGCCAUACUCUUCUUUUGGAGCUUUGCAUUCAUGUAAUACAAAUUUUUGUAUUGGUUCUGGGUUUACUUCUGACAUGUUGUUGAUAAAGUGGAUAGUAUUUCUUUAUUCUGUCACAGGUCAGCAAUUUAUUUAAUGGAGGGUUUGUUUAGGUCACUUUUUUGGAAGAAAACAAACUUUUUAAAACACUUAUUUUGUGGGGGGAAAAGUGAACAUGAAACUUUUUCAUGAGGAAUGAUCAUUUAUCAAUAAACGCAUAAAUUUCAUAACAAAAAAAAGCAAUACUUAGUAAACUUGUCAGUGUUUAAAAAAUGUUUAUUGUAAUAUGUUAAUGGAUUUAAAGAUGCUAGUUUAAAAAAAAAUACAGCAUAAAAACCUCAACUGGCUGUGUGAAUAAUGAACGCUCAGGUAACCAUUAUAAAUCCAUGGAGAAUUGUAGAUGUUUAACUAUGGCUACAUAUUCUGUAUCACUGAUGUAUGAUUAUAUGCAAAUAUAGUCAAAUAAAUGUGGGAUGUUUUAUUAUCUUGAA
Messenger RNA from Gopherus flavomarginatus (Mexican gopher tortoise), 5455 nucleotides. It is a transcript of the gene CEP120, whose product is annotated as centrosomal protein 120. The record is from RefSeq and is a predicted model, not a curated record. The coding region runs from base 353 to 3427 and encodes 1024 amino acids. Gene Ontology annotation, cellular component: centriole; centrosome. The transcript is spliced from 21 exons. Gene Ontology annotation, biological process: centrosome cycle; interkinetic nuclear migration; positive regulation of centriole elongation. Lineage: Eukaryota; Metazoa; Chordata; Testudines; Testudinidae.